AGCGAGAUGCGAAUUGGGCGAGUGUCGAGCGAGUGUUUUGAUUUUAGAGAAUUACAGUUUUGUAAAGUUAUUUAGAGUGAAAUCGUGUAGAAUUUAGUUUAAUUAAUGCUACUUUAUAAGUAUUAUUAAGAUUACUUCAUGUAACUUAGUGUAUACGUGUUUUACAAACGACAGGAGGUGUUUACGUUCGAAAUAAGGGUUUCUUGAUCGAUGCAAUAAAUAAAUCAUAAUUUUAAGAACAAGCGACGAGAUCCAAGCAAAAUGGGCGAGAAAGACGACUAUUUGACAUCGUACAGAGUAUUUUUCGAGAAUUUCGCGGCAACCGUGGACCCGGAGGACCAACUUCCAGUGAACAUCGCGGGCUACACUAUCACGGAGUCAGAGCUCCCGGGCGAAGUGAUCUAUUGGACCACCCAGUAUCUCACCGAGAAACAAUGUCCCCUGACGUUAAUGAUCCCGCUGCAAAGAAUUAUUUUGGACGAAGUGCAAAUCGCGGCGAAACAGUAUCCUUACGAGUUUGGGUUCGACGAGGAGGAAUCAGAAUACAUCGCCCUCCGGCUCAUGCAGGCGGUCACAGCGCGCGUCAACGACAUAUGUCUCCGGUACCUGGACAACUCGCGCCUGGACACUCUGCCCCCGCCCCCGCCGCCCGAGCUGCGGGGGUUCCCCACGUCCGCCUCCGUCACCAAGAACUCCAGACGAGCGAUGGAGGACAGACACUUCGAGAUCGGCAAUCUGGAGGCGCUGUUUGGAAUUGAGACGACGACCCCAACGAGUUUCUACGGCGUGUACGACGGUCACGCCGGCGCGGCGGCGGCGACGUACUGCGCGGCGCACCUGCACCAGUACCUUGCGGAGAGCGCGCACUUCGCCGCCGAUCUGCCUCGCGCGCUGCACCACGCCUUCCUGCGCACCGACACCGACUUCGUGCGCAAGACCAACCAGAAGCGCGCGGGCGGCGGCAGCACGGCGGUGGUGGUGUGCGUGCGCGCGCGGCGGCUGGUGGCGGCGUGGGCGGGCGACUCGCUGGCGCUGCUCGCUAAGCGCAUGCGCCUCAUGCAGAUCGUGCACGCCCACAAACCCGACCGCCCGGACGAAAAAAAGCGGAUAGAGGCGUCAGGCGGUAAAGUGAUGUACUGGGGCACGUGGCGGGUCAACGGACAGCUGGCCGUCUCCAGAGCUAUCGGUGACGCACAAUACAAACCCUACGUGACGGCGCAGCCCGAGAUCGCGGUGGUGGACUUGGACGGCGACGAGGACUUCGUCGUGGUGGGGUGCGACGGGCUGUGGGACUUCGUCAGCGAGGACGUCGUCGCGCUCACCGUGUACAAGACCCUCGCCAAUGACCCAAAUGACUUGAAGGCGGUGACGAAGAAUCUGCUGAUACAGGCGAAAAACCAGGGAUCCGAGGACAACAUCUCGGUGAUCGUGGUGUUCCUGAAGGACCCGCGUGACAUAGCCGCCGACAACACCCCGCCCAUGGAGCUUGGGCUGGAUAACGCGGUGGUGACUGCACCGCCGUUCUCCGUGGAGAAUGACGACCGGAAGGCGGACAACGUGUGCGUGGACAACGACGCGUCGGACAGCGACAGCGACGACCUGGGGCCGGAGACGGCGGUCGACGUCGAUGGUGAUGAUGUAGAUGCUGAUAGACCGGAGCCGGCAGCGCCCACGCCGCCAGCGCAUGCAGUGGAGGCGAAUCAAAUCGACGGCGGUCUGGUGGAUAAUGUAGCUGAGAGUGGCGAGGAGUCCGAGGACGAGUGGAACUACUACAAGGGCGAAGGGGAGCGCGAACAGGCAGCAGAGGAGGUAGACGAAGCCCCGCGCUCGGAGACACCUGGUCAAGACAACUCAGCUUGGGAAAGCAGCUCUGUAGACAUGAACAGUUCACCUUUGAACCCCGACGCACCUGUGUUCGUGCCAGGCGGAGUGGCCGGCUCGGAUCUGCUGCUGGCUGAAUCACCUCGGAAGCCAUUACCGAUGGACGACAUUGAGCUGCCUGAGGAGGCACAGUUUGAGACUGAAGCACAUAUCAGACCCGCAGAACUUGAUAACUGUGAUCAGUUGAAUGGGCAUCAUAAUUUGUCAAUGGAAGGUGUUACGGAACAUUUGAAUGGCAACAGCAAAAACACAAUGGACAGUUUGGGCUUUGGAUUCGAUGUGGACAAUGAACAAGACAAAAUUAAAGAUACAAGCCUCAUACAAGAUUUUGAAAGGAUACAAAAAGAUACCACAGACUUUUGCAACAUUCAGGUGUUCCAAGCACAUGAAACAAAUCCAUUUAGUGUUGAGGGCAACGAGGAGCUUUUUGAAAGACUGAAAAACAAGGAGAGAGAUCCAAUGAGCAUGAGUUUUUACCAAGAAAAAGAUGAUGACACAUGUGAAAGGUUUGCAAAGCCUGAGGCAUGUGUCGAUCUCAAUUCUGUCCAACCUUUGCCAGAGAGUGACGACGAAGACAUAGCAACAAAUGGUGUCUGUCAAAACUUGGGUGAGGACGAGAAAGAAAACAUUAACCCCGAGAGCAAAGAAACAGAAGUCUGCAACGAUGAACCAAACAAUGAUAUUGUGAAGCAAAAUAUUGAACACGGAGAAGUUAUGGGCAAUAACUUUGUGGAUUUCAAUUUUGAUUCAUCCAACAAUAUGCAAAACUACUCUCAAGACUUUGAUAGCAAUUUACCCCAAGAAUCGGUUGUCCAAACUGACACUCCCGAAUCUCACAAAUUACUUUUCGAACAAAUACCGGAAAUUCCUGACGGCAAAAGUUCGGAACUAGGUUUUAGUAAUGAGGAUGUGCUGGACCCAGAAAGUGAAAGAGAUCUGAGAGUGGCUACUCCACAAGACGAAGGUUCACAGGACAUAGAAAUGGAUAGCAAGUCGGAAGACCUACACCAGGACAAUGAGGUUCAGCAUCCAGAGGAAGUGGAAAGUUUGUCAAAUAAGCAGUUAGAAGAUGAUCAAAACGAAAUCGUGUCAGAAAUAGCAAAUAUCGAUGAGAAUAAUGUUGAAACAUCUCCCCUGUCACCUGAACCUGAGGAACAAUUGAAUGCUAUAUCUCCGGAAGUUAAUCACGAGAAUAUUAUUGUCGAUGUGCAUUGUAACUCUGAAACUCAACAAAAUGAUUUAAUCAAUGACGAGCCUCAGAGAGAGGAUGUCGAAUCGGAAUUGUUAGAAGAAAAAGUCGCUGGCGAAUUAUUGUCCAGCAAAUCUCCCCUACCCGCUGAACCUGUAGAGAAUCAAUCACAAUCACCAUCACAGACACCACAAAUACCUUCAGAUGAGCUGCUCUCCUCACAAGCUGUAGAAUCUCCACUCCCUAGUGAGUCUCCUGUACCCAGUAAAAGUCCGCUGCCCCAGGAGGCGUCGCCGCUUCGGGAACCUUCGCCGGCGCGUGAUUCUUUACUACCUAGCGAACCAGAGGUACUACAAGAGUCACUGCAGAGGGAUUCCCCUUCACCUUGCCAACCGGUACAUGACACCUUGCUACCCAGUGAAUCACCGCUUCCGAGAGAGUCUCCCCUCCCAACUGAGUCCCCCCUACCCACAGACCACAUACCAGAACCUUCACACGUGGAAGAAGAUAUGUUGGGUUCGAAAUCCCCCCUACUCGAUAAUAUCGAACCGGAAAUUCAAAACGAACCAGUCUGUCAACUGGAGACACUCCCCGUCAAGGAAGUUUCGAGGGAGCCGUCUCCUCUCCCGGCUGAGAUUCCUCUGCCUCGAGAAUCUCCGAUCCCGACCGAGUCUCCCGCGCCGGAGGAACUUCAGCUGUGCACCGACAUCGAUGAUGUACCACGCGAGCAGGAGGUCAGUCAAGCUGCACCUACGAGUGACGACUCAACAGCAGAACGACAGAGUAAUCUUCUAGAUUUCAGCGAUAAUAUUGAUAAUGAGCAAGCUCAAGAAAUCGUGGAGCAGAAGGAAAGUAUUCAAAUAGAAACAGAGAAAGAAUGUCAGAGAAUAGACUCCUUCCAAAUUGAAAGUGCGCCAUCGGAAGCGACGGAGAGAUUGACCGAACCGCCCGUACCUUCGAGCCCAAGCCCCGUUCAGGACGGAAUCACGUCGCAGACCGUCGAGCUGGUCGCCUCGCCCGCCCCGGCGGAUCACCCGUCCGCCCCGGCGGAGCUCCCGUCCGCCCCGGCGGAGCUCCCGUCCGCCCCGGCGGAGCUCCCGUCCGCCCCGGCGGAGCUCCCGCCCGCGGACGAUGUCAAGCCCGAGGCCGCGCCUACCCCCGACAUCGUGCCCGAGAGCCGAACCCGCACCGAACUAGUCACCGACAUCGACAUCGGCAUCCCCGAGUCCCACGCGCAGGAGAUCUGCGUGCCCGUGUCCAGUGAGAUCGCGGCGGAGGAGGCUGCGCCCGGCGCCACGCCCCCGCCCACGCCCGCCGUGCAGCCCGACCCCGCCCACGACGCGCCCAUCGCCGCCGCCAUCGCCGGCGCCGCCGCCGUCGCCGCAGUCGGAGCGGCCGCCGCCGGAGCCGCCGUCGCUAGCACCGAGACCGCUUCACCCAAAAAAUCGCCCGCGGCCGCGCCGAAGUCGGCGACGAAGACCGCCACGAAAUUAGGAGCGAGCGCCCCGCCGCGAACUCCGGGCUCGGCGACGAAGCGACCGACCGCGACCGCGACCAAGUCGCCCGCCCCGGCCGCCGCGCGCCCUGCCGCGUCCCGGACCCCCGCGUCCGCUACCAAAACGACGCCCGCGAAACCCGCCCCCAAACCUGCGACGCCCAAGCCGGCAGCUUCGCCCGUCGCGCCGGCGACGAAGGCCGCGGCUAAACCUACGACCGCCGCACCGGCCCGCGCCGCCCCCGCCUCGCGCCCUGCCACGGCCCGCCCGGCACCUAAGCCGGCGGCUCCCCGGUCGGCCCCGACGUCGGCGAAGGCCUCAGCCCCGGCCGCUCCCAAGCCCGCCGCUCCCAAGUCCGCCGCCCCGGCCGCCAAGCCCGCGGCGGCACCCCGUGCCGCGCCCCGCACGGCGCCGGCGCGAGCGCCCCUGUCAGCCGCACCGUCUAAACCCAAGGAAACGAAACCUAAGCCUGCGGAAACGAAGAAGCCCCUGACGAACGGCGACGUGAAGCCGGCCGCAAAGCCCGCCGCGCCCCGCGCGCCCGCGCCUCGCCCGCCCGCGCAGCGCCCCGCCCCGCGCGCACCCGCACCCGCCGCAACAACCAAACCUGCGGCGCCCAAGCCUCCCGUGCGGGCGCCAUUGGACAAGCAGAGCAAGGACCUCGCGAACAAACGAAUCACAGCGAAGGCGGCGCCGCCGAGGACCGCCCCAAUUAAGGCCCCACCCAAGACAACGGCGAGGGCCCCGAUCAGGAAGCCAGCGGCGUUGAACGGCACCGCGCCGCUGAAGCCGCCGCCGUCGCCGCCCGCCGACAAUGCGCUGCUACCCGACGUCAUCGCGUAGGCCCCCUAUUAUUUCCGCUUGAAUUUUGUGAUUUUCUUGUAAGUGUACGAUAGUUUUACCGCCCCGGGGCGAGACGUUAGGUGCGGGAGGCGACUCCCAUUUUAUAUUAUAGGAUCGCUUUACCGGCGCGCCGGCCGUCGACGUCCGUGUGAAUGCGCCCGCUUCUGUGUUACGAGGGUAAUCUGUAUAGAUCUAUUAAUUGAAGUGCCCUCUCGACGGGCGACGGGGCGUGGUCACACGUCGGCGAGAGUGCGGCGCGGGUGCGGGCGCGUCCGCUCGCACCCGCGCGCGAAUGAACGAUAUCGAUCUUUUCGCGUCACUAGUUACGAGUCCGUUUAGAUUUUUUAUAUUAAUGACGAAUUAUUGAUUUUUAAAUCUGGCUUUUUAAUUUAUUUCCUUUUUAUAACCGUAUUAUUAUAAUAAAAAAGUGUAAGGAAGGACUGAGAAAUUGUUUUAUUUAUGCCGGUAUAAAAUUCGACUUACUAUAGGAGUUAAACGAUGUCUACUUAAUUGCUACAUUUACUUAAUGUCAGUGUACUGUAUCAUGGUGUUACAAAAAAUAUUAAAUAGAGCAUUUUAUUCGAAUAAAUGGUUAUAUUACCCUU
Aricia agestis (brown argus) is the source of this 6014-nucleotide messenger RNA. Its product is annotated as SH3 domain-containing protein C23A1.17-like. Lineage: Eukaryota; Metazoa; Arthropoda; Insecta; Lepidoptera; Lycaenidae. The transcript is spliced from 15 exons. Bases 262 to 5409 code for a protein of 1715 amino acids. The record is from RefSeq and is a predicted model, not a curated record. Gene Ontology annotation, molecular function: cation binding.